This is a messenger RNA of Nymphalis io (European peacock), 4649 nucleotides long. RefSeq names its product CD82 antigen-like. NCBI's taxonomy places the organism in Eukaryota, Metazoa, Arthropoda, Insecta, Lepidoptera, Nymphalidae. The coding region runs from base 593 to 1696 and encodes 367 amino acids. The transcript has 5 exons. The record is from RefSeq and is a predicted model, not a curated record. Gene Ontology annotation, cellular component: membrane.
GCAUCGCGCGCGCCCGCCGCUAUUCUCUGCACUCGCGAAACUUGUUUCAUCCAACUAACAAUCUAGUGCACAUGACAAUACAACUUUUAUAUAUUACCAAAGCGAUAUUUACGUGCACUGUCUCACAGCGGCGCUGCUGUUGAAGCAGCAGACCUAGAGUUAAUUCAAGUUCGUAGCCGUCGUAUUAUUCCAAAAUCGGUAGACCUAGCGACUGAAAUAAAUAGUGUGAUAAAUUGAUAUGAUUUGUGAUAGCAAAUUAGUGGUUAUCGAAUAAAUUGGGUGGUAGUAGCGUCACGUCUACGUCAUGGUACGAGAUUGGAGCAUUGUCCAUCGGUCCAUUGGUUCAACAUAAUGAAGUUUAGCUUGCAGCACAAAGGAUUAGUCGAAAAUCGAGGAAAUUACAAGGAGUACGAGCAUCGAAAUGCCACCUAAGCCUCGUACUGGAUUGGUAGGUGCACUGCAGAGGCUUACUCGGCCCCUUCUGUGACUAGCCAGGCUUCGAGUUCAAGGCACGGGUGGCGGAUUAGGCGUGGGGCGCGGCGCGUGGCGGCGGCGCGGGCGCGGGCGGCGCCAUGAAGCGGCGCCCGCCACCAUGACGCUGCCGCCGCCCGCGCGCCCCGCGCACUACCCCGCCGCGCAUCGCGCAAUGCGCUAUUACCGCAUCUGGAUUUACGCGUGCAACGGGGCACUGCUGCUAGGGGCGCUUGCGUUUUGUGCAGCAGCGGGCCGCGCACUCGCGGACUAUCGACGCGCACUAGUUCCUGGCCUAGGCGCUGCGCAACCUGGUUUUCUCUACGGCUACGCAGCCUUGCCUGCCCAAGCUGGCCUUUUGCAACUUUUGGGUUGCUUGGCCGCAUUACGCCUUUCAGAACGUAUGCUCAACGCCUAUUGGCUUGCAUUGCUGGCGCUACUCGUUGGUGACGCAGCGAUUGGUGUUUAUUGGGCAUUCCGAUUUGAGCGUGUCUGUCGAGAGUUACGACCACAACUACGUAUACGUUUAGCGAAGGACUACGAUUUGGACGGCGACUUUGCAGAGGCUUGGGAUCGAUUACAAAGAGAACAGCGCUGUUGUGGAGUGACCGGUCCGGCAGACUUUACAGCGUUUAAUCGGACUACAUUGCCACCUAGUUGCUGUCGAAUACCGGCCCAUACUCCCGCCGUGACGCCUGCCACAUUAGCUGCCACCUCCGCUACGUCACCUGUACCAUUCACACCAGUUCACUGUGUGCCGCACACAGCUGCUUGUGCUGAACGACUACUAUCUUGGUUACGAAGAACUGCGGAUGCGUUGUUUGUUUUAGGGUAUUGCGUUAUAGCAUUUUUGAAAUUGUGCUUCCUUGGAAUAUUGCGCUACGAAAUUAAAGAGAUGAUACAAAAAAUUAGAAUAUUACGAAGUGAAGGCGCAGGUGAGCUUCUAGAAGGGAGCCCAAUGCACGGAGGGCCAUUGUCACAGACCGUUGUGGUUAAUGCUGUAAAUGCUAAUGGAGGUGUCCGCACUCAUGGUGGGAGCCCAGAGAGGGCGGGAGAAAGGGAAGCUCUUCUCGGACGAGCUUCAGAACCAUGCUCACGACGUAGCUUACACGACGAGCCUCUCGGGCCAAAAACUGUUAACGGUAACAAUAAUUGCGAAAUGCGCGAGCUGGCGCGUGGAGAAUACCGACCUCUGGCAGCUGACAGUGCAGCAACUCGAAUCUGACUAAGAUGUUACUUGGAGCGGUUGUUCGGGCGUCGAUGGCGCUCAUUUCCAGCAGAUGGCUUUGAGGUGGAGCCCCCGAUGGCUCGCGGUGUACCAGUGUGCGUGCGCCGGUCGGGGGCUCGCGUGCGCCUCGACCACCGCCGUCACACACGCUCCGAAUUCGAACUUUAAGUGCGAGACCGUCAACCGGUGCCGGCACAGCCGCUUCGUAUGCGGUGUUAAUAUCGCCGCUGUCAAUUGAAGACUUGUUCGUGUGACUAUGUGUAUUUUGUGUUUACAAUAGCAUAGUUUAUACAUCAGUCAUGGUUAUUAUGUGAAGUAAAUGACAUUCCGCGUUGUUACUUUAGAAGAAUUGUGAUCUGCGUGAACUGUAAAUUUUAUUGAGUGGCAACGAGUAAUUUAGAUGAGAUAAACCGAUUCCACGAGCAAAGCUUGUGUUUAGUUCCUAUGCUUGGCAGUUUAUAAAUUAUUUGAAUUUUAGUAUUUACUGUAAUGUUUUGUUUAAAUUGAUAUCAUAAAAUAUAGUUUAGAGUGCAUGGAUAUAUGUAUGUUAUUAGCCACAGAGAGCGGUAGUAUAUGUUAUUUGAGAGAAGGUGCAUAUGAUGUAUUUGUACCAAAAAUAAUUAUUAAUAUAUUGAUUGUAUUAUUUUAGAGUUAAGUCAGCUUUUGAUUGUAUACCAAUAGAUUUAAAUUAUGUACGUCGACUCAGGUUCAAAUUAUCUUUUAUCGGUUUACAUAGUGCAAGUGUUGUUAGUCCCAACACCGCAAUUAUGAUAUGUUUUUACCGAAUCAAAAAGUGAGUUCUCUCUUAAGACGUAAAACAAAACUCUUGGUUAUAACUCCAUAACAAUAAUACGAUUACAUCAUAUUUUGGUUUUGAGAUUUGAAACAUACAUUCUUAGUUGUUUUAAAGGAUUAUUUUAUUCCAAACAACAAUACAAACGAUCAGAGAACAAAAUCUUCGACGUCAUCACUUGUUACUGAUUGCAUACAAUAGAUUCAAUCUAUGACACGUGUAGUAUGCGAGUUGUGCUUGGACAGGUUGACAAAAUAGUACUGAUAUGAGCUUAAACGACGUAGUGCCUAAUUAUAAAAGCUUAUAAAUAAACAGAUAAAAGUUGAUUAACCAUUUUUUUUAAAUCAAAUUUCGUUACCCAUAAUAUUUGUAAAGAAAACGUACUAAAAUUUCGAGUGUCUAUUAAAUUUUUUUCUUUGUUAUUAGGUCAUGGGAGCAUUUACGUAUUAAAUGGCUGUGUAAAUAGGUGUAACCUAUUCCUCCUUAUUAAUAAAUAAUUAAAUCUUUUUCAAAAUGUUUGUCAGCUAUUGGGUUGUUUCCGUUUUUUGUAUUAACAUAAAACUUUUUAAUAGUAAUAUAAUCAUAAGGAACUAUUUAUUUAAUAAUUAAACCUUGGGAAUACUUUGUUCCAAGUUUAAAGUGUUUGUUUCUUAUGCUAAAUAAAUUGAAUUUUGCUUAACCAUUAACCAAUGUUUAACGGUAUUUGAUACAUAAUUAAAGACCAUUUAACAGAAGCACAAUUGUGACUUUUGUAUGUAUAUUAUAACUUUUAUAUUUAUUCGAAAUAAUAUAAAUUAUAUAUAUGUCAGUGUAUAGACGUUCAUAUUUAUGUCUAUCGAGUUUAAAAGUUUAAUUAAUUAGGUGUAAACUUAUUGAUUGUUAAUUAAUUAUUAAUCGUAAAAUGCUAUAGAUUUUCAGUGUUUAAUAGGUAUCUUAGUUCAGCCGCUGUUCGAUAUUGAAAAUAUUUGAUGGAUGAAUGAAAAUAUAAUAUAUGUAACAUUUAUGACAUAUUAAACUAUAAAUUUACAUUAUUAUACCGUUAAUUUCAUUUGUAGUUUUUGCUACAUACGAGUAUAUAUUUAAUCAUUGUUGGAAACAACCCAAUUAAGUGAUUAUAUACACACAAGAUGUGAGCGGACAAAAUUAUUAACAGAUGUUGCGGGUUUUAAAUGAGUAUUUAUUAUAAAUGAGAUAUUUAGUGUUGUUUUUAAUUUAUAGUAAUUGUAUUUGCUAUGCAGUGCCGUGAUUUAGAAGUGGUAAUAUUAAUAGCUAUACACCGAUACUCGGAUAGAAAGAACUAGCGUGACACAAGCACGUAUAAAAAUAAAAUUUAGAAUUUUUAAAAGAAAAAGAACCAAAAAUAAACACUAUGUAGUUAAGUAUAACAUUGCAGACCUACUCGUAGCCCAUGCAUGUCUAGUUCUUUCGCCUGACAAACGCCGUAAGUUCGAUUGAUCGCACGGCGUAUCCAUUCGCGAAACCUACACAUUUGUAACAUUAUAAUGUAACUUUUUAGAAAAUAUUGUAAUGACUAUUAAAAAAUUAAUUACUUUCGCUUAGAGUAGGUAUAUUUUAUGAAUUUAUGCAGAAAAAUAGUUUUUUAAUAUUGUUGUCACUGAAUGUACCAAUCUUAUUAAUAUUUGUACCUAUAUUCGGAAAGUUGGAUAAUCUGUAGCUAGGAUCAAAUCUAAAUCCUGCAUUUCUUCCAAACGUUAAAAAUAAUAUGUGCCUUGGCUUAUAAAAUCGUAAAACUGAUUUUGUGUUAAAUAUAAAAGAUUCGAUUUAUAUAAAGUACCAUUGAAACUUGAAACCUCGUCAUUGAUGUUUAAAAACAAAAACCUAACUGUCACAUCUUUUAUAUCUUAACUACAGAGCAGAUUUUUUAACGAUUGAACAAGGAGGAAAAUUUUAUAUAAAAAUCCUUUUUUUAAAUUAUUUGAUUGAUUUAUCGAUAUUAAUUAUUGAAUAUUCACUUAAUUAAUAAACCCUAUUCGUUUCGUAAAAGUUUUUUAUAAAUGUUAAAUAACUUAAAUAAAAACAUAAUGUGUGUUUCUUCAAUCAUUCAUUAAGGGUAGUCUUGUUACAACUUUCCGAAGGUAUGCACUAGGCGACUGAGAGCUAAUAUUAUCAUAAUAAAUGCAUUAAAUAAAAUCUUUG